Molecule: messenger RNA, 2495 nt
Organism: Umbelopsis ramanniana AG
Lineage: Eukaryota; Fungi; Mucoromycota; Umbelopsidomycetes; Umbelopsidales; Umbelopsidaceae
Exons: 8
Coding region: 153-2378 (741 amino acids)
Biological process (GO): fatty acid beta-oxidation; long-chain fatty acid import into peroxisome; very long-chain fatty acid catabolic process
Cellular component (GO): peroxisomal membrane
Molecular function (GO): ATP hydrolysis activity; ABC-type transporter activity; ATP binding
Source: RefSeq, a predicted model, not a curated record
UUCUUUUCACUUAUUACAUAAACUUCUUGUGUCAUCCUUUGAACAUGACUUCACAUGUCAAACACAUAACCGGACCUUGAAAUUUUCGACGCUUUUGUCUCCAUGUGAUAGCGUUGGCCUGUCUAUUCUUUUGCUCCUCGAUCGCACCACCCAUGCAGACCUUUUCAAAGCCUUUACAAGAGUCAGUGGCGUCCCUUCUAGCUCAAAGAAAGGCGCAAGUUGUUGGAGCAGCUGCUUUGUCAUUCGCAGCAACUCUACUCAUCACUAGUCGGAAACCAAAGACCAGCAAAGACCAUCACCUCCAUUCCAAGAAUCAAGCACUAGAGCGUGUACUUAUACCAUUCUCUCAGCAAUCACUUCAGAAGCCUCCAAAAGCUUUGUUGGCUCAAACUACGCUCGAAACGAUCCGCCAACAUAAGCAAUUUUUCAAACCAGUGGAAAAUGUUCAAAAGGUUGGCGUCAAUAACGAGUUCCUGCGUCAGCUCAAAGCCAUUUUCAAGAUCAUUUUGCCUACAUUCCGCACCAAAGAAGCAUUGCUCAUUAUCCUGCACUCCAUAUUCUUGGUUCUUCGUACGUGGUUGAGUGUCGUGGUAGCUCGUCUUGAUGGUCGCAUCGUGAAAAAUUUAGUCGCCGCCAACGGUCGCGCCUUUGCCUUGAGUCUGGUGGAGUGGUUCGCCAUUGCCAUUCCAGCUACUUACACAAAUAGCAUGAUUCGUUACCUGCAAUCAAAACUGUCCAUUGGAUUUAGAACUCGCUUGACAAGAUAUGUCCAUGAUCUUUACUUGGACGAUAAGAAUGCAUUUUAUAGAAUCAUCAACUUGGAUAACAGAAUACAGGGUGCUGAUCAGUUCAUCACAACCGAUAUCGCAAAGUUCUGUGACACCUUGGCAUCUCUUUAUUCUAAUCUUGCCAAACCUAUGUUAGAUACUGUUAUAUUUAAUUACCAGCUUACCAAAUCCAUUGGUGCAGCUGGUAUGGUGGGUCUAUUUGUCAAUUACAUCAUUACCGCCCGCCUGCUUCGCGCUGUCACUCCUUCUUUCGGAAAGUUGGCCGCCAUAGAAGCCAAGCUUGAGGGUGACUUCAGAGGAGCACAUACCAGAUUGAUUACCAACGCAGAAGAAAUCGCCUUUUAUAAUGGAGCAGAGCUCGAACAUUCUAUAUUGAAUCGCACGUAUUUACGCCUCAUAAGCCAUAUCAAUUCUAUUUACAAGAUCAGAAUCACAUACAAUAUGUUUGAGGAUUUCUUGAUCAAGUAUGUGUGGAGUGCCUUCGGUCUUGGUAUGUGCGCUAUACCUGUCUUCCUUCCUGAAUGGGCUGGCGCGGUUGUUCCCUUGAAGGAUGGCGAUAGCCCUGAGAGUGGACGAACGAAGGGAUUCAUUACCAACAAAAGACUGAUGAUUUCGCUCUCUGAUGCCGGAGGUCGCAUGAUGUAUUCAUACAAGGAACUCGCUGAACUUGCUGGUUACACUUCUCGUGUCUACAACCUACUCUCCGUUCUUCAUUCACUGCACAGCGAUGAGUUCCAAUCUGCCAAGGACGCUGAAGGUGAAUAUACUUUGGAUAAGAUCAAGGGCAAGAUCAACGAAGACUACAAUGGUAUCAAGUUUGAGCAUGCUCCUAUCGUCACACCUGCUCCAGGAAGUGACCGUGGUGGUGAACUUCUUGUAAAGGACCUUAACAUUACAGUUAAGCCCGGAGAACAUUUGCUAAUCACUGGCCCUAACGGUGUUGGCAAGACAGCCAUUGCUCGUGUCAUUGCUGGCUUAUGGCCAUUGUUCUCUGGUUCUCUCUCUAAACCCGACAUAGAAGAUAUCUUUUAUAUCCCUCAAAGACCAUACCUCAGUCUUGGUACUCUUCGUGACCAAGUCAUCUAUCCUCAUUCGCAUGAAGACAUGCUUCGCGAAGGACGCACGGACAAAGAACUUUUUGAGAUUCUAGAAGUUGUUCACCUGGCAUACAUUCCAGAUCGCGAAGGCGGAUGGGAAACUAAGAAAGAAUGGAAGGAUGUCUUUUCUGGAGGCGAAAAACAGAGGAUGGGUAUGGCUCGCAUGUUCUACCAUCAACCCAAGUUUGCGGUUUUGGACGAAUGUACUAGUGCUGUGUCUACUGAUGUGGAAGGUCUCAUGUACUCUCAUGCAAAGGAUACUGGUAUCACUUUGAUCACCAUUUCCCAUCGUCCUGCGCUAUUUAAAUACCACCGACAUUUGCUCCGUUUGAAUGGGGAAAAAGGAACCUGGGAAACAGAGACCAUUGGUACCAAGGAGCAGCAAAUGUCUCUGGACAAGGAAAUCCAAGCUUUGCAAAGCCAGUUGAAGGAGGUCGAGACAAUGAGGACCCGCCUUCAAGCCAUCGAUACCGAACUCAGUUUGAAAGUGUAACUCCCCUUCCUUAUAUGCCCAAGCUGUUAGACAUCCAAUCGAAAAUAUAAACCUGAUAAUAUAUGUAAUCCAUUCUAUAAGCCUUUGACUCUUUUUCUUCUGUCGUUCAUACCACUA